AUUCGACAUUACGGUAAAUUUUUACAUCGUAAAGCACACAAAAAAAAGUGAGUGGUGUAGUUUGAUAUGCUGUGUCAUAGUAAUUUGGAAAGAAAUUCGACAUUUUGAUUGAUUUCAAUUGUUCACUUCCAAUUAUUGUGACCAACAACUAUUUCAAGGGAAAUCAAUCUCGUCGAUUUUAUUAUUUUUUUUCCAUUUUAUUUGAUUUAAUUAAAGUGCGGGCAAAUACAAAAACAAAAAAUCUCUGAACAUUAAAUAGAUGAAAAAUCUGUGAGAAGAGAGAAGAAGAAGGAGAGUAGACAAUUUCGUUGUGAAUUCUUCGAAUCUUAUUGGAAUAUAAUCUAUGCCAUUUAGAGGCCCCCAGAUUUUUCACAAUCUUUCAUCUAAUCAGAUUGAUUUCAUCACAGAAUUACACCGAUAAUAUCCACUAAAUUUGAUUUAUAUUUUCUUUCUACGUGGCACUGCGUACCGCUCACCACUCAUCUACAAAAAAAUCAUUCCCUUGGAUUCAACACAAGAGAAUUUCAAAACAAAACAACAACAAAAGAAGAAUAUAUCUUCAAAGGAGUUUGCAGCAGCAUCAGACAGCUCGCUGAGAGAACAACUCUACAUAAUAAGGAAAUUAUAAAAAAAAAAAUAAAAAAUAGUAGAACAGAAAAAAGGCACAAAAGUUCAACAACGUGUGCGUCAUCUUUAAGACGCCUAAAUAAUAUUAAAAAAAAAACCUAAUCUUUCUGCAAAUAUCAGUCGAAGAUUCCAACUUUUUUGUUGAGUUGUAGUCAUCGUGUGAUUAUUUUUAAUGAAUGAAUACGUUUCCUGUGACGGAUUGUUUCACAGAAUAAAACGUCAACCUAAAGGAUUUUUGUGACAUACAAAAUCAAGAGCAAAUCAAAAACCUUAUACAGAUAAAUUUGGAUAAAAAAAUAAGAUUGUGAAUUAAUUUUAUUAUUUUCAAUCGCAUUCAAAGAAAAAUUUAAAAAAAAAACUAUAUAAAUUAUUAGUAUUGCUAAUUUUCUGGGACCCUUACGUAUUUCCUAAAAUUUAAACAAAAAAAAAAGAAAAUAAUAGUUAUAAUAAUAAAACAAAAAAAAUAUAAGUCGUUUUGUCGCUGUGCGAAAACAACAUAGAAAUAUAUAUAUUUUAGUAAAUCUAAUCGCUUGACUGUCUGCUUCAACAUUUUUGAGUAGACAAAAAAAAAAUAUUAAUUAAAUUGAUUUUUCUAAAUCGAUUAAACAAAAUAAAAAGUCACUAAAAUAUAUAUAAAAAAAAAAACAAUAAAUCAACAAAAAAAAAAAAAACAACACCACCUCCUCAGCAACACAGCUAAAUAUAUAUUUAUAAAAUUAAAUAAAAAUGGAACGCGAAUCAAAUCCAAUGCAACCCAUGUGCCGCUCUGGAUGCGGUUUCUAUGGUAACCCAGCCACAGAUGGACUCUGUUCCGUUUGCUACAAAGAUUCCUUAAGAAAAAAACAACAGCCACCAGUCAGCAGCACGCCUGUGUCAGUUCCAAGCCCACAACCGAGUCCCACAUUUAGUCCAGCCAUUACAGUCACCAACACAGCACAACCAACAGUACAGAGUUUACAGCAACACAAUGAAAUAAAAGAAGCGGCCUGUGAAUCAACAUUGUCACCAGCAUCAUCAUCAUCCGCAUCAGUAUCGAGUUUGAAGACGACAACAACAGCAAAAACGGCAGUGUCGGUGGGAUCAGCGUCGACAUCUUCCUCCUCAUCAUCAUCAUCACCUUCAGCUACUACCGCAACAACUACAACAAUUCGAACAGGAGCGACAAGUUGUUCUUCGUCAGCAGCAGUUAGUAUCCUCAAUUGCUCGGCAUCCUCAUCCUCUUCCAAUUCAAACUCUACAACAAAGUGCUGUUCUACUUCCGUUUCCGCUUCGUAUUACUCAACGUCAUCGAAUUUGAUUUCGAUACGAAUUAUGGACUCCAAGGAGGCACUUAAUAACUCGGCUAAGAAAAGGAAAAUAAAUGAAGAAAACACAGUUAAAGACAGUGCAACAACGGCAGGUCCAUCAACUUCCACAAACGACGAACAAGACGACAAGGAAGGUGAUAAAGAUGCAAAAAAGAAAAAGAAUCGUUGUGCUGUCUGCCGCAAGAAGGUUGGAUUAACAGGUUUUGAAUGCCGAUGUGGUGGAUUAUAUUGUGCUGUACACAGAUACAGCGACAAACACGACUGCACAUUUGACUAUAGGGAACACGGGGCCCAAGAAAUUAGACGCAAUAAUCCUGUAGUUGUUGGCGAAAAAAUACAAAAAAUUUGAACUUUUGUGCCAUCAGUUUUAUAAUAUACAUAUAUAUAUAUAUACAUAAAAAAUUAAAUUUAAAUAAAUAUAAUUACAACAAAAAAAAAAUGAAACAAAAAACAAACAAAAAGGAAAUAUACACAUAUAAAAAGAGGAAAAAAAAAAAAACAAAACAUUACAAAACACAAUACACACACACGCCCACAUAUAAAAAAACUACAAUUAAAUAAAAAAAAUGGAAAAUAAGUAUAGUACAUAAUACAAUUUAAAAAACAAACAAAAAAUUAAGAAAAAAAAAAUACUAAAAAAAAGCGGAAAAAACAAUACAAAACAUAAAAAAUCGUGAAAAAUUACCUAGUUUACUAUUAAAUUAAAAAAAGAAAAAAAAUAUACAUAAAUAAUAAUGCAAGUGGAAUAUUAAAUAUUUUUUUGUUCUUUUGUUUUCUUUCGAAUUAAUAUUGAUUAUUAUUAUUACUUACUAUAUAUAUAAAGAGAAAAAAAAAAGAGUUUUUAGGUAAACAAAAAACAUAAACGCAUAUAUGUAUGUAAUAUGAAAACAAAAAAUCAACUUACUUUUAUUAAUUAUCACUCUUAAAUAUAAUAAAACAAAUUAUUAUUAUGAUUAUUAAUUAUGUAUAUUAAUUCUGCCGCCGCUGCAACCAAUUUAUUAAUCUCUCUCUCUCUCUUACACCACCAAAAACAGACAGACAAAUAAAGUUUUUUCGUCA
Messenger RNA from Episyrphus balteatus (marmalade hoverfly), 2993 nucleotides. RefSeq names its product AN1-type zinc finger protein 6 (gene drn). Lineage: Eukaryota; Metazoa; Arthropoda; Insecta; Diptera; Syrphidae. Gene Ontology annotation, molecular function: DNA binding; zinc ion binding. The transcript has 7 exons. The coding region runs from base 1354 to 2283 and encodes 309 amino acids. The record is from RefSeq and is a predicted model, not a curated record.